CAGCCACACCAAACUCGCUCCUUUCAACUGUGGCGCAAUCUCUCCAGCGCCGCCACACCAGUUCCCCACCAAAAAAUACAUCCCAUUAUGGACAACGCACCUACAGCCGUUCAUCGCAUCUCGUCCGACUCGGAAUCCCCAACAUCCGCGCCCAUCUCCAUCGUUCGACGAGUGACGGGGCAAUUCCCCUGCGCCAAAAAACCAUCCGUCGAUUUCAUCAGGCCACGUCUUCUCAUCGCAAAAAAGGGGCUGCUGAACCCGACAAUCGCUAGCAGCUCUUGCGCGGUGGCCAAAUAAAUACCUACUUGAUACAGCUCGUCCCUGAUCAGAAGCAGCUUCGCAAGCAGCGACAAACAGCAAAAGGCAUCUGCCCGCCAUGGCGACCUUUACCGAAAUCGUCGAGAUGAUCAUGACGCCGUCCAUCCCCCUCGUCAUCAUCGGCAUCCUCAUCAUCCUCGGCGGCCCCCUCAUCUUCCACCUCGUCCUCGCCUCGUCCUCGUCAUACACCGUGCCCCCCAGCGUGCUGCUCCUCGGCCCAGAUAACUCCGGCAAGACGUCGCUCAUGACUCUCUUCGAGCGCGGCGCAAACCCUUCCAAGACGCACACUUCGCAGAUUGCGCACUCGGUCGAACUCAACGCCUCCACCGACUCCGACACCAAGGCUUCGUUCCGCAACUACGACGAUGCUACGGGCACGCACACAAAGUUCCUCCUGGUCGAUACCCCCGGCCACGGAAAGCUGCGAAACGUCUCCAUGGGAAAAUUGGCGCGCACGGAAAAGGUCAAGGCUGUUGUCUUCAUGGUCGACGCGGCUGCUCUUGGCGAACAGGAGACCAUUGCGCCCACAGCUGCCUAUCUCUAUGACGUGUUGCUGUUUCUGCAAAAGAGGGCUUCUUCCAAGGGCAAGGACAAGGCUUCCAUCCCGGUUCUGAUUGCAGCCAACAAAAUGGACUUGUUCACCGCCUUGCCUGCCGCCAUGGUGAAGAGCCAUUUGGAGGUGGAGCUGUCCCGAAUCCGCGCCUCCAGAAGCAAGGGUCUGCUCGAUUCCGGUGUUGGAAUUGACGAUGUUGGCUCGGAAGAGCAAGAUGGUUGGCUGGGCGAGUAUGGAUCCGACAAGUUUACUUUCCAGCAAAUGAAUGAAUUCGACAUCGAUAUCGAUGUACUGGCUGGUAGCGUCUUGACUGAAGAGCCUGGUGCUGAUAAAUGGUGGUGGUGGAUCGCACAGAGGGUAGUCGGAUGAAUGGUGCAUGCAUUGAUGGGAAUAUAGAAUUUAGGGAUGGGGUCAUGUAUGAAUACUUGUGGCAUUUGGCUAUAUAAAUGUUUUAAUGACGGGCAAAAAAAAAAGGCAGAAAGUAACCUGAAGCCAGAUGAUAGUAAUGAUAAUCACGCAUUUUCCAUUC
This is a messenger RNA of Trichoderma asperellum CBS 433.97, 1400 nucleotides long. RefSeq lists its product as uncharacterized. Gene Ontology annotation, cellular component: Golgi apparatus. Gene Ontology annotation, biological process: protein localization to Golgi apparatus; Golgi to plasma membrane protein transport; intracellular protein transport. Gene Ontology annotation, molecular function: GTPase activity; GTP binding. The record is from RefSeq and is a predicted model, not a curated record. Lineage: Eukaryota; Fungi; Ascomycota; Sordariomycetes; Hypocreales; Hypocreaceae.